ACUGCACCUUCUCGUCACGCCGGCGCAUGUCGAACCACUCCACGCGCGAACCCACAGACGGCUCAUACGCCAGCGACAGCCACGCCCGCAGCAUGCUCUCCUCGCCCCUCUCCUCGCCGCCGCAGGCGUCCAGCUCGGCGUGGCCGUCCAUCUCGAGCGCCUACCAGGCACCGCUCUCGCCGCUCUCGUCGCGCUCGCGCACGCCGCAGAGGCACCGCCACGAGCUGUCAGCACAUCCGACCUCGUCUCCUGGUGCAAAUGGCCAGGCCUCGCCGUCGCAGCCCGGCUUCAUGUCGCCGUCGCGUUCGAGCGCAUAUCCUGCGUCGCCGGGCACCGCGAGCGCCUUGCGCCGGGCACGCACCGCGGCAGUGCAGCCGCCGCACCUCGCCAAGACGUCUCCACGCACUGCUGCCACGAACAGCGACUCGGCCUCCGCCACGCUGUUCCGCCAGCGCUUUCGCCAGCGCUGCCAGGACGCGAUGAGCCGCCAGCGCCAGCAGGCCCUGGCCCAGGCGCGCGCCCGGACAGGCUCUAAAUCGCGCGGCAGCGACAUGUUCCGCAGCGACGAGAUCAGCGGGAGCGAGGACGAGCAGAUGGAUGAUGAUGUGGCCGACAUGCCGGCGUGGCAGCGCGAGGAUGAUGAGCUCAUUCGCAGGGCCAUGACGGCAGAGUACCGGCGGAUGCUGCACACGCAAGAGCGCAGCGGCGCCAUGGAGCUCGGCUGGCUCGGCGCCGACGAAGUGGCCUGGCUAGAGGAGGAAGUUCGGCGCGAGGCCAGAGCCGGGGAGGAGCAGCCGCCGGAGAUGGAGGAUGACGAGUCGCUGGCAGCUCUCUCUGCAGGCCGAGGGCCUCGAGGCGCACGCGCAGGGCGCGCAUGA
Tilletiopsis washingtonensis is the source of this 878-nucleotide messenger RNA. RefSeq lists its product as hypothetical. Bases 27 to 878 code for a protein of 283 amino acids. The record is from RefSeq and is a predicted model, not a curated record. NCBI's taxonomy places the organism in Eukaryota, Fungi, Basidiomycota, Exobasidiomycetes, Entylomatales. The transcript has 4 exons.